This is a messenger RNA of Aspergillus heteromorphus CBS 117.55, 1468 nucleotides long. RefSeq names its product CDC50/LEM3 family protein. Lineage: Eukaryota; Fungi; Ascomycota; Eurotiomycetes; Eurotiales; Aspergillaceae. The transcript has 6 exons. The coding region runs from base 223 to 1422 and encodes 399 amino acids. The record is from RefSeq and is a predicted model, not a curated record. Gene Ontology annotation, cellular component: plasma membrane; Golgi apparatus; endoplasmic reticulum.
CUACUACGCUUACGUACUAGUAGGUUCCUAACUCUGCGGCGGAUCUUGGGACGCCAAAGCCCACCAACUAUGCAAUCCUGUCACCUGCUAAGCUGCGCCACCCCAUCCCUCAGUGAACAACCCUUUCUACCUUCAACUGAAUCCUUAAAGCAAUCAUCUCUUUCAUCCGGGUUUCUGUAUUUGUGGAUCACAGAGAACCUUUGAUGGGUAAUUCAAGCCGCCAUGUCACAUCCCGAAGCGACCCGGACAGCGUCUUUGGAGGAGCAAGAUCCUAGGGGAGAGCUCGAUGACAAGAAGCCUAAGACUAGACGACCUGCCAACACAGCCUUUCGUCAACAACGCUUAAAAGCCUGGCAACCUAUCUUGACACCUAAGAGCGUGCUUCCUCUUUUCUUCGUCGUCGGUGUCAUUUUUGCUCCGAUUGGCGGUCUUUUGCUAUGGGCUAGUUCUCAAGUACAAGAGAUAGUCAUAGACUAUUCAGAAUGCGCUGCAAAAGCGCCCACGUCUUAUGCAGCCUCGAUAUCAGAUAAAGUUCACUCUUCGUUCAAAUCAUCCAGCGAAGAAUCACCCCCAACCUGGCAAAGGUUUAAUGAGAGUGGAACUACAGUCUGUCGACUGAUCUUUGAGAUUCCUGAUACUUUAGAGCCGCCUGUGUUUUUAUAUUAUCGCCUAACGAACUUCUACCAAAAUCACCGCAGAUAUGUAAAGUCUAUGGAUAUAGACCAGCUAAAAGGGAAGGCGGUUGAUAAUGCCACCAUCGAUGGCGGUUCAUGUGACCCUCUCAACCUGGAUCCCAUAACCGGCAAAGCGUAUUAUCCAUGCGGCCUUAUUGCCAACUCUCGGUUCAACGAUACAAUUUAUAGCCCGAAACUUCUGAGCGACGGCGUGGACGCGAAGACAUACAACAUGACCAAUAAGGGUAUUGCCUGGGAUAGUGACAAGCAACUAAUCAAAAAGACUCAAUACAAUAAAUGGCAGGUGGUUCCGCCCCCCAAUUGGCAUGAUCGCUACCCAAACGGUUAUGUUGACGGUAUCCCCAACCUCCAUGAGGACGAGGAAUUCAUGGUUUGGAUGAGAACUGCAGCCCUUCCGUCUUUUAGUAAGUUAUCGCUGCGAAACGACACAACGGCGAUGACCGCAGGUAGCUAUCAGCUGGAUAUUGAAGACCGCUUUCCUGUCACUGAGUAUGGGGGUACGAAAUCCAUACUGAUAUCUACUCGAACCAUAAUGGGGGGGCAAAAUCCAUUCAUGGGGAUUGCAUAUGUUGUUGUUGGCGGACUUUGCAUUGUUCUCGGAGCAUUGUUCACCAUUGCACAUUUAGUACGGCCUAGGAAACUUGGGGAUCAUACUUAUUUGACCUGGAACAAUGAACAAGAGAGUGUAGCUGUGACAAGCGGCAGGUUUGGCUCUCAUGUCCCUUAGAGGGCCGCCACCUCUGCGUCGGCUGCUUCAAGAAUUCCCAUUCCGU